Messenger RNA from Perca flavescens (yellow perch), 1890 nucleotides. RefSeq names its product nonhomologous end-joining factor 1 (gene nhej1). Gene Ontology annotation, biological process: double-strand break repair via nonhomologous end joining. The record is from RefSeq and is a predicted model, not a curated record. Gene Ontology annotation, molecular function: DNA end binding. The transcript has 7 exons. NCBI's taxonomy places the organism in Eukaryota, Metazoa, Chordata, Actinopteri, Perciformes, Percidae. Gene Ontology annotation, cellular component: DNA ligase IV complex; nucleus. The coding region runs from base 470 to 1261 and encodes 263 amino acids.
UGACCAUUGAAAUAUAGUACUGACUUAUAUACUGUCUAUGGUACUGACAGGCAACUAAAACUAGUAGUAGUAAAAAUAUAAAAACAGUAAUAGUAGACUACUGCAUUAUAUUGGCUAUUAUCAUCAUAAAAAAAGAAGCUUUUCAAUGUUUUAUCAGAAGAUUUUAUUUAGCGGAAUAUACAUAAGCGGAACCUUUGAAAUGCGCUCUUGUUUGACCCCGGUGCUAGAAUCCUGAACUGUCAACAGAAACAGGCGGAGGAGCAGCCGCGGCAGCUCUUGUUGCAAACUCCCAUUACAGGUCAGAAGAGAAGAGCCGGUAACCCGCAGGAGCUGCCACUGCGGUAUCCCUCCUGCAAGGUGGUGAUUAUGCGGCCGGGACGGCGUCUGUAACUCGGCUUUAACACAUCUCAGUUCAGGCUUUAGGGGCACAUUCCUUGGAGACUGUUUGGUACCGUGUUUCUGGGCCGCGAUGGAGCCCGGAGGGACUUCCGCUGAGGUCCUCCUGCAGCGUCCCUGGCUUCCUGUGAGCAUCAGCGGCUGGCGGCUCCUCGCUAAGAGCUGGUUUGGGGAAACGUCGUACCACAUCCUGCUGACAGACGUGCACUGUGUGUGGGAGGAGAGGAUGGACUCUGCAGCCCUCCAGAAGAGAGCACAGGAGCUGAACAGACGUUUGCGAGCCCCGGUCAAAGCGUUCUUCUCCCACCUGUGUGAAGUGGUCCGGCCCUGCCUGUCAGGAAGGGACGCGCGGGCCGACAGCGAGGCUCAGAUCUCCCUGACGCGGCAGGACGACGGAAACAUCAGCAUCAAGCUGAAGAGUGAGCUGGCAGGGCUGCCCUUCUACUGGGAGUUUCACUGCACCCCCGCCCCCGUCACUGUGGUGUGUGUUCAGCUGGUGCACCCCCUGCUGGUGAUGAGCCACCUGCUGCAGCGGCAGGUGGAGCAGCUCGGAGGACUGCUGGGGAGGAAGGACGAGGAGAUCCAGGACUACAGAGAGAACGGAGCAACACUCAGCAGAGAGCGGCUGCAGACGGAUGUCUUUGAGGAGCAAACCUACAGAGAGGACUUCAUGUCGAAGUUGUUCCGGCUCGCUGCUCUACCUGUGGUCGGCUGUGCCAAUAAUGCCGCUUUGAUUAGAGGCCCCGUCACACCCUGCAUCACACCUCGGCCAUGUGACUGCCACAGCAGGGCCGUAAAACAAACCUACCCAAAGCACAGAGCUGUGUCAAAAGGACACUUUCAUGCUUUGGGCUCAUGCACCUGAUUAUUUCUUUUUAAUCUUUAUGGGUUUAUUGGCUUUAGAGCUGCAGAACGGUGCAGAUCAACUAACAACUCAAAUGUUAUUCCAUUUCAGAGUAGUGCAGAAUCUACAUGGUGUACGAACAAGCAACACAGAUACUGAAUACACACACAUGUAUCAGAAUAACAAGCUCUAGUUCCUUUCUUACAUCUGGGAUGACGAUGAAAUUAGUAAGAACCAACAGCGAUUUCCCAACCAGGGUGUACGUGAAGUUAUUGUUGGGUAAAAUAUAUAUGUAUGUAACUCCAUCUUUGUGUUUAGGGGAAAAAUAAACACACCAAUAGGAUUACAAACUUAGGCUACAUCUACGCUACUACAUUUUUGUUUAAAAAACAAAUAUCUUGUGCUACGUUUAUGCCUCCUGUCCACACUACCGCGGUGUUUCCGAGCCUCUAAAACGGAGACAUUUGGAAACACUGCUGCCCCAGUCUUAUCGGUUAGGUAGCUUACAGACCUUCCAGUAACAGAUCCACCUCGUUGUCGUCGCUCCAAGCAAAUCCCUGUUCUUACUUUUCAUCAUUGUUGUUCUUUCUCCAAAGUAGUUUGCCUAUUUCCAACUUUUACAUCCCUGAUUUUCAACCACAGAGUAACUG